Messenger RNA from Mollisia scopiformis, 853 nucleotides. RefSeq lists its product as uncharacterized. NCBI's taxonomy places the organism in Eukaryota, Fungi, Ascomycota, Leotiomycetes, Helotiales, Mollisiaceae. Bases 95 to 568 code for a protein of 157 amino acids. The record is from RefSeq and is a predicted model, not a curated record. The transcript has a single exon.
GAAUAUCGACUGAAGCCCUUCUCAGAGUCUGGAAUCGACGGGAUGCCAGCCACUUCUCCACCGACCAACUUUGGCCUCAUGAUCGACAACCGGGAUGAGGUCUUCCCGUAACAGGAGUUUGGCUUGGCUCCAGUGGUCCUCUGACUGGCCCAAAACAAAAGUUGAUCCUCGCGUUGAAUCAGUUCUUUCUUUCUUUCUGACGACUGGGCAGUCCGAAUCAAAACUCUCUCGAGUCUCAAAACUUUCAGACAUGACACAAUCAGUGACAUUGCCUCGGGGCGGCAUCCAGCUAAGAUAUCGUCGAGGCUUGAUGCGAAUAAGGUUAAAAUGCAGCACCAAUGGUGUGGCCCGGGAAAAAGCGCCACCCACGCAUCGGCCGCCCCAGUUCCUUCAAACAGUCCUAAAACGGCGUAAGUAUGGGCAUCCGGUCCACGCUACGACAAUCGCCAUACCCUUUCCAUACAAUUUCGACACGAUGCCGCGCAUGCAAAUGGGAAGGCGUGCCCACUUGGUGGGUUGGCUGUUGAUUUCUAUCGGAUACGACAACUUCCAGCUUUCCAAGAUUUGAACUUGAAGAAAGACACGCGCUGGACGACGCAAAAUUCUCUUCAAAAACAUCGCCGUCACUAUAUCUUUGAAGAUCACCUCUUGAAAUCGCCAAGGGCAGAUAAUAAAACACAGCUGGCUUCUGCAUGAAUUGAGAGAAUUCGAGCAAGAUACUUUGAUCUCUGCCACAUUCCUACCCCAGACCCAACGAUGGCUAUAACAUCUGGUACUGCAGCAUAUGCAAAGGAUUCCACGCCCAUCAUGCCAACAGCACAUCCGGAAGAGCACACGGCCGACUCGUCGCAUU